Molecule: messenger RNA, 2402 nt
Organism: Xiphias gladius (swordfish)
Lineage: Eukaryota; Metazoa; Chordata; Actinopteri; Istiophoriformes; Xiphiidae
Product: myocyte-specific enhancer factor 2D homolog
Exons: 12
Coding region: 518-2311 (597 amino acids)
Biological process (GO): positive regulation of transcription by RNA polymerase II; cell differentiation; RNA catabolic process
Cellular component (GO): ribonuclease H2 complex
Molecular function (GO): DNA-binding transcription factor activity, RNA polymerase II-specific; protein dimerization activity; RNA polymerase II cis-regulatory region sequence-specific DNA binding
Source: RefSeq, a predicted model, not a curated record
UCGUACACUGGGUACACUGUAUCGCCUGGGUGGACAGUAUAGUUACUUCAACAUUAAAUGGAAUAAAAUGCCGAGGAUUCAUGUAAAUAGAGACGUCGCUUGAGCGUAAUUAAUUCAUGCGUCUUGAUUUUGACGGGUCGCCUCUGGAGCGGGUGGUGGCAGGCCUAUUUUCGAUUCUUAUCAGCAAUAUUUCAGGGAGAGAAGUGUCGGCAGCUGCAAACAAGUUUGUCCCUUUUGUCCCCGUUGAGCAAACGAUGAACUGAGGACCUCCUCAACCUCAUACAUCUCUGCAGCACCCACUCUUCACCCACUGCUCGUCGGUAAAAGAAGUCGAUCUCGUUGCCUCACCGCACCUGGGCAGAGAAAUGCGUGUGUGCGCGUAUCCUCUGAUGCAUGACUGUGUGAGAGUUCUUGGGCUGAAGUAAGAGGUGGUAGUCUGCACUUGUCUCUCACCCUCCGGGAGGCCCUUUCUCUACUUGACUGACUACGUCGUUUGUCCCCGCAACUGCAAAGCAUCAUGGGUAGGAAAAAGAUUCAGAUCCAACGGAUCACAGACGAAAGGAACAAGCAGGUGACAUUCACAAAGCGAAAGUUUGGCUUGAUGAAGAAAGCCUACGAGCUGAGUGUAUUGUGUGACUGCGAGAUCGCUCUGAUCAUCUUCAACCACGCGAACAAGCUGUUCCAAUAUGCCAGCACCGACAUGGACAAGGUCUUGCUCAAAUACACAGAGUACAAUGAACCUCAUGAGAGCCGGACCAAUGCCGAUAUCAUUGAGACUUUGAGAAAGAAAGGCUUCAACGGUUGUGACAGUCCAGAGCCGGACGGUGAAGACUCCAUUGACCAAAGUCCCCUAAAUGAUGACAAGUACCGUAAGACCACAGAGGACCUGGAUGUUCUCUUUAAACGCUACGGACAGUCGACAGCUCCGCCCCAGACGUUCUCCAUGCCAGUCACAGUCCAGGCGUCCAAUCAAAGCACACUGCAAUUCAGUAACCCGGGCAAUGCACUGGUAACUACCUCCUAUGUAACAUCAUCGUCGCUCACGGAUACCCACCUCCUGUCACCACAGCAACCAGCUCUUCAGAGAAAUACAGUGUCUCCUGGGUUGCCACAGCGACCAGCCAGUGCAGGUGCUCUCCUCGGAGGCGAACUGAAUAAUUCAAAUGGAGGAUGCCCAAGUCCAGUCCCUAAUGGAUACACCAGUGCCAGGGCCUCCCCAGGCCUCCUCACCGUUUCCAACGGCAACAGUCUGGGGAAAGUAGUUCCGGCCAAGUCUCCACCCCCACCUCCCAGCCCCCAGAUGGUCAGCAGCCGCAAGCCAGACCUCCGAGUCAUCACCUCACAGGGUGGAAAGAGCCUCAUGCAGAUGACAGAGGAUGAGCUGGAAUUGGUAAACGAGAAUGCCCAGCGGCUGGCGGCUGGAGCCCAGGUGGCACAAACCCUUACCACACCGGUGGUCUCUGUAGCCACACCGAGCCUGCUGGCACAGGGGCUGCCCUUCUCCGCCAUGCCCACAGCGUACAACACAGAGUACCAGCUGACCAGCGCAGACAUCACUGCUUUACACGCUCUGGCGUCACCUGGUGGCUUGUUGCCAACCAGUGUGUCCACAUGGCAACAGCAGCAGGCUGUUUCCCAGCAACCACAGCAACAACAGCAGCAACAGCAGACACAGCAACAACAACAACAACAACAACAGCAACAGCAGCAGCAGCAGCAGCAACUUAAUCUUGCAUCACUCAGCAACUUGGUCAUGUGGGGCUUGGACAAACAGAGCAGCGAGCUGUCUAGCCAGGUGUCCAGCCUGGCUGCCAAUCUGAGGCCCGUGACCCAUAUACCUCAAGGUGCCAUGCUGACCGUCAACACAAGCUCCAGCGUGAGCAUCAAGUCGGAGCCUGUCUCGCCCGGCCGGGAGCGCAGCACCCCUUGCCCUCCUCCUUCCUCCACCACACCGUCCUCAACCUCAGGGGGAGCCGUCCUGACUGCUCCGCCGCAGUACCCCGGCUCCCUGCUGUGCCUGGAGCCGCCGACUGGUCGCUCGUCUGCAGAUAGUGUAAGCAGCAAUGCCAGCUCCUUCGAAGGCAGCGAUCGCGAUGACACUGGUGCAGCGGGCGGAGGCGGCGGCGGCAGCGGAGGUGCAGGUGGAGGCAGUGGCGGCGGUGGCAGCAACACAGCUGGCAAUACAGGUCCCGCCAGCCGGUCCAUGCCGCCGGACUUCAGCCCCUCGGCUGAGCUCCUCAGGGCGUCGAACGAACCAGAGCAGGAGGGAGGAAACAUUAAACGCAUGAGAUUGGACACCUGGGUCACAUAGAGGUGCCAGCACCAGCUCUCUGCACCCUCCGUGACGUUACGGUGACACUUAAACACCCACAACACACACCCCCACUCAUCCUUAAACCCCC